ACACCCAGGGGCAGCCCUGUGGACCGCGAGGUCCUCACACUUUGUUGUGCUGAAUGAACAGAGAAGCUAGUUGGUUCGUUACACCAGUUAUCAAAUAUAACAUAAGUCAGCAGAAAUUAAACCUAGUUAUAAAGUUUUGUUCUUCGUUUAAGGUCAAAUGUCCUCUUUUGUAAAGUAAACCGUAAAAUUUAUUUUUUAUUGCGUCAAAAGCUGAAAUCAAAGCGAGGUAAGCUAAAGAUAGCGGCGAACUACCAGACUGCUUUACAAUUCUUUGUAAAUAAUAUUUAUUUGUUGCUAACAACUAAAGACCUGGUAAUUUUUGAAGUCUAAAGACAAGACUGUAAUCUCACUGAAGUUUACUGAAAUUCGGCUUGUAUUUAAUCUACAGAUCUGUUGUUUUUAUAGAAAUCUGUCUGUCUUCAUAUUCAAAGUGUAGCCUGUAUCAGAACACAGAGAACCGCUUAAAGAGUUAUUUACACGGAGUUCAAUGAGGAGGAGCAGGCACAUUAUCAGAGUCUGAACAUGUACAGACUGUUUAAUUUAGUGUCAGGGAUGCUGAGAUAUAAAGUUAACAGAAAUGCAUUAAAAAGUUAAAAACAUUAAAGGUACCUAAAUAUGAUCAGUAUGAGUUUAGAUCGAUCAGAGUGAAGUUCUCACGAAUCCUCUCUAUUCCCCAUUAUUCUUACUCAGAUAACGAGAUCAUUUCAUAGAAAACACGCUUUGUGAUUCACUCACACACCUGUACCUGUGUGCUCUCUCAGGUGGGUCUCUCACCUGGUGGAAUCAUGGAGCUGGCUUAUGUCUGUGAGUGGGAGAAACGUCCAAAGAGCACCCACUGUCCCUCCAUCCCGCUGGUCUGCUCCUGGUCCUGCAGGAACCUGGUGGCCUUCACCACCGACCUGAAGAAUGAGGACGACGAUAAAGGUACACACACACACACACACACACACACACACACACACACACACACACACACACACACACACACACACACACACACACCUCCUGUGUCUGCCUUUAACCCUUUAUGUUUGUGUUUCAGAUGUUAGUCACAUGAUCCACAUUAUCGACACUGAGCACCCAUGGGACGUUUACUCCAUCAGCUCUGGACACACUGAGGUCAUUUCCUGUCUGGAGUGGGACCAAUCAGGUGAGUUUGUACCUUUGUACCAGGUAACAAAUCUUCUGACAUCAGAAAAACACAAGUGAGUUAGAGAGGUGUGUUCUUCUUCAACUACAAACAGGUGAUCCUUGAAAAUACCUGUGUGUGUGUGUGUGUGUGUGUGUGUGUGUGUGCGCGCAGGUUCUCGUUUGCUGUCUGCAGACGGAGACGGUCAGAUUAAGUGCUGGUCGAUGUCCGAUCACCUGGUGAACAGCUGGGAGAGCGUCCUGUCAUCGUCUCUGGAUGGAGACCCGAUCGUGGCGCUGAGCUGGCUGCACAACGGCGUGAAGCUGGCUCUGCAUGUGGAGAUGGUAACACACACACACACAUAAUAAUAAUAAUAAUAAUAAUAAUAACUUUAUUUUUAUAGCAAACAGAUGUUUACAAAGUGCUUUGACAAACAGUCAUAGAGCACAUCGAAAAAGACAGAUAAAAACGAAAAUCUCAUUUAAAACAGAAUUAAAGGUCAUUUUCACAAGACGAUACAAGAAUCAUGCAACAUAAAAUGAGACCAUGAGAACCAAAAUAAAAACAUAAAGUAGUUAAUAUAAAGAAAAUGCAAUUAAAAGGGGGGUUGAAAGCAGAAAACACGAUAGUAAAAAAAAAAAUAAAAAGACAAUAUCAAUAAUGAUAAUAAAAUAUUGCAGCUUUUCUGGUACCUUUAAAAAAAGUUGCUUGAGGCAGAGAAUAGGUCCUUUAUAUUCAUGUGACAUGCUGCUACUGUUUCAAAGAAGCUUCGACAGCGACCAACGAUUACACGCACACAUCCGAUGUCAUAUGUGAACACUUUGUGACGUGUAUCAUUGCAAACAAAGAACACCCAGUGAAACCAAUGGCAACCAGACAAAAGUAAUUGAACACAGGAUAACCGAUCAGCAAAACAACGUUAUGGCUCCUACAUAAAAUGAUAAAAAGUAAUACUGAUAAUAAUAAUAGUGAUAAAAUAGAGCAACAGAAAUGAGCGAGAGACAAAAACAGAAACAAUAAAAGGUCUAAAAGGUUAAUUAAGAAAAGAGUACAAGUUUUUUUUUAUGAUUAACAUUUUUUAUUUCCAUUUUUCUUUUAAACAGUACAAACACAAACACAAAAACACAAAACAUCCCUCCCUCCCUCCCCAAGUCACCACCAACUGCACUCAUUCCUCUCUGGUUUGCAAAAUACGCCACUGUGCUACUCCUUGUACCACUUGCCUUGUUGGAUCGGCUGCAUCAAUGUAGCUAAACAUAAAGCAAUCACAAUCUCUACACAAAUCAUCGUUGAGAUACAAGAAAAUAUAUGAAUAAAAUAAGAUAAAAUAAUAAAAAAAAUAUUAAUAAGUAUAUAACAAUAAAUGUACAUAUACAUACACAUACUAUAAAAUAGAAUAAUAACUAUAGUAAUAGAAAAUAUACAAUAUAUAUACUAUAUGUAAUUAUAAUUAUAUCAAUUCACAAAAUAUAAAUGAUAUAUACAUAAAAAUAAAUAAAUACAUAAAUAAAUAUAUAAAAAUAACUGAAUACAUACAAACACCUAAUAAGCAAGUAAUUUAAAAUAAUGGGUAAAAAAAAAAAAAAAAAAAAAGACUAUAGAUAGUAAUGGAAGUUAUAACAGAACAGGAAACAUCAUUAAAGUAACACCCAUAACAACUUAAUAUAUAUGUAUAUAUAUUAACAUCUAAAUAUACAUGUAUGCCCAUGCAUACACAUAUACACAGACACAAAAGGGUUAACAAAUACAAAUGAAAACAACAAUAAAAAAAUAAAAAUAAAAAUUAAAAAAAAAUAAAAAAUAAAAAUAAAAAGAAAGAAAAGAGUACAAGUUUAACAAAAGCUAAAAAGACAGUAAAGCUGAAAUAAGAUAAAAAAAGGUAAAAGAGAAAAGACGAUACACGUCUAAAGUGCAGGUGUGAUACUUGGACAUGUGUGUAAACGAGGAUUCAGGGACCUGACGGAUGUCGAGCAGGUAAAAAUCUCUGUCUCUCUCUCUCUCUCUCUCUCUCUCUCUCUCUCUCUCUCUCUCUCUCUCUCUCUCUCUCUCUCUCUCUCUCUCUCUCUCUCUCUCUCUCUCUCUCUCUCUCUCUCUCUCUCGGUUCAGUCCGGUUCCACCAACUUCGGUGAGAAGUUUUCCCGUGUGAAGUUCUCUCCGUCUCUGACUCUGUUCGGGGGGAAGCCGAUGGAGGGCUGGAUGGCGGUGACGGUGAGCGGGCUGGUCACCGUGUCUCUGCUGAAGCCGGGGAGCACUCUGCUGACGGCGAGCGAGAGUCUGUGCCGGCUGAGAGGCCGUGUGGCGUUAGCAGACAUCGCCUUCACCGGGGGAGGGAACAUCGUGGUCGCCGCUACGGACGGCAGCAGCUCCUCCCCUGUCCAGUUCUACAAGGUGAGAACCAGAACCGCACCUGAUGAGAACUGCGCUGACCUCUGACCUUGUCUAACCUGUUCUGUGUGCUCAGGUGGUCGUCAGCGUCGUCAGCGAGAAGUGUCGCAUCGACACGGAGCUGCUGCCGUCUCUGUUCCUGCGCUGCACCACCGACCCGCUGAGGAGGGAGAAGUACCCGGCAGUCACACACCUGAAGUUCCUCACCAGAGAGAACUCCGAACAGGUAACACACAGAACCAGCCGGUUUCUGAGCCGGUCCAAACUGAGCAGAACCAGCUGAAGCCGGUCAGAACCUCAGACAUCUGUGUGUUUCAGGUCCUGCUGUGUGCGUCCAAUCAGACCGGCAGCAUCGUGGAGUGUUGGUCUCUGAGGAAGGAGGGACUUCCUGUCAACAAUAUUUUCCAGCACCGCUCGCCCGUCGGUAAGACCCACAGUCUGGUUCUGGUUCUGACUGCUUCUGUAAUGAAGCUCUCAGUGUUUGACCUCUGACCCCUCUGUUCAGUCGGCGAGAAGCAGCCGACCAUCCUGAAGUGGAGGAUCCUGACGACCACCAACGACCUGGAGCGAGUGUCGGCCGUCGCUCUGCCCAAACUGCCGAUUUCCAUCUCCAACACCGACCUGAAGGUGGCGUCAGACACCAAGUUCUGCCCCGGACUGGGUGAGCAGAACGACCCGAAUCAGGACUCUAAAGCCUGAACCGGGUCUCAGGAAUGACACGUUUAGAAUGGGACUCUCAAAGGACUCGCGGUUCAGGUCCAGAUGUGGGUCUGGUCCCCUGAGUUCUGGUUCUGUGUGUGUUUGUAGGUCUGGCUCUGGCCUUCCAUGACGGCAGUAUUCAGAUCCUGCACCGUCUCUCCCUCCACACUAUGGGCGUGUUCUAUGGAUCCUCCUCGUCCAAUCAGAGGCCAGGGGACGAGUCCGCCAUCAAACGCCAGAGAACCGGAGGCCCCGCCCUCCACUUCAAGGCCCUGCAGUUCUCCUGGACCUCGCUGGCCUUGGCUGGAGUGGACAACCACGGCAAGGUGAGGACACUCUUACACCUGAGACUCACCUGACGGUCACCUGACGGUCACCUGACGGUCACCUGACACUGAGACUUUUCGGUUUCUCCGUUUUUUCACGCCUGUCUCGUUGUCUCUGCAGCUCCACAUGCUGCGAGUGUCGCCCUCUAUGGGUCAGGUGCUGGAGAUGAACACCACGCUGCGCCACCUGCUGUUCCUGCUGGAAUACUGCAUGGUGACGGGCUACGACUGGUGGGACGUCCUGCUGCACGUUCAGCCCAGCAUGGUCCACAACCUGGUGGAGAAACUUCACGAGGAGUACAUGAGGCAGAACCAGGCGCUGCAGCAGGUGAGCGGAUCAACACUACAUUUCCCAUGAUGCCCCGUUAUGUGUACAUCCCUUUAAUCUCACACAUCUCUCCCAGGUUCUGGCCACUCGGAUCGUGGCGGUGAAGGCGUCCCUCUGUAAACUCUCCACGGCGACAGCGGCACGAGCGUGCGACUUCCACGCCAAGCUGCUUUUGAUCGCCAUCAGCUCCACCUUAAAGUCGCUGCUGCGGCCGCACGUCCUCAACACACCCGACAAGACGCCGGGGGACCGGCUGACCGAGAUCUGCGCCAAGAACACCGACACAGGUGAGACAGAGAAGACGGUUAGAGGGACGGGUGAGGACGUGCAAAUAAGGGGUCUAAAAACAAGAUAAAAAGACUAAAUCUGAGGGAAAAGAGACUAAAAACAAGUGAAAUUAUCUGUCCGUGCAGAAAGAUCAUUUCACCCGACAAGAUUUCUUAGAUUAAGAUUGUUCAAUCUAGAAAUAAACACGUCUACAAAUGUGUUUGGAAGGAUUAAAGGAAGACAAAAAUGUUAGUUUUGAGAUAGGCCUGCACGAUAUAUCGUUUGAAUAUCGUCAUCGCGAUAUACGUGUGUGCGAUAGUCACAUCGCAGAGCCUGCGAUAUUGGAGGUGAAUGAACUCAUUUAAUUUCAAGGGUAACCGACUGAGAUACACUCCAUGUGACUCUGCAUGUGCUGUGCAGUGAUCCACCAAUCACCUUAGUUCUUUACUCAGUUGCCAAUCAGACUCAGUUCUCAGUUGCCAAUCAGACGACCCUGCCAGCUGUCAAUCAAAAUCAGAGAGGAGGAAACCCACCCCUGCACAUGUUCUGCACAUGGAGGGAGACGUGUGUCCGCUGAGAAUUACUUUCGGAACAUUCUUCAUCACUGUUUAGCCCAACAAAUAAGAACUGUAUAGGUUUUAAAUUGUACAUUUCCGUGGACCACUCUACUAUAAGUGGUGCGCGUUUUGCGAGGUGCAUGCAAUUCUCGGAGGACAUGCGUUUCUCGGCACAACACCGCUAACAACAACGAUCGCAAAAUGAGCAACAAGCAGAGAAAACCACAGAAGAUAAAGACUUGUUGCCAAAAAGAAAAGGAAAGUCAGUUAUCUGGAAUUAUUUCGGUUAAAAGAAGGAUGAUGUCGACCAAAACACGUCUUCUGUGUUCAUCUGUUGCCACAAUAACGUCCCAGAACAAUAAGAGCUAAAAAUAUCUCUGAGACAGACAGAAGCCAUUCUAACAUUCACAAAAAGAGGUAAGAUCAGAGCAGAUUAACUGUCCUCAAGAUUUCAGCAGUGCAGCAUAACAUUAAACGCUAUUCAGGUCAUCUGGUGAAAAUACUGUAUUUUUAAUAUCGCAAUAUAUAUCGCAGGGUUGAAAAAAAUCGCAAUAUUAUUUUUUUCCAAUAUCGUGCAGCCUUAUUUUGAGAUCAGAUAACUUCAAAUUUAACUUUAGCAGCCCUAAAAUAAGUUAAGUGUACUAAAUAUAAACAUGAAAUAUAUAUAUAUUUUUUAAUCUUUAUUUUAUCAGGCGGUCUCGUUGAGAUCGAGAUCUCUGUAAGUAUGAAAUGAUAAGUAUAAAAUAAGUACAAAAUGCUGUUUUUAAGAUCAGAUAACUUAAAGAGUAACUUCUUUACAGCCUCAAAAUAAGUGAAAUAUACUAAAUAUAAGAAAUUACAUCUUUUGUUUUCUUACUUUUAGCAAAUUAAGCUGAAUGUCAAUUAAACAAGAAAUAGAAAUGUAGAGAAAAAAUACUCAGUAUUAGUGAAGAAUGAUUAAACUGUCUAAAUCCAGGCAGGCUAACCUCGAAACAGGGCUUACUUCAUCUUUAAACUUAACCUUAAAACUCAUUUUUAAAAUAUAAAUCUUAAUAAGUUUGGGUGUGUUGUAUAUCUUGUAUUUGGUGACUGACUUUGCCUGUUUCCUGUUUUGUUUUCACUGUUCUAGUUUUACAAACAUGCUUAAAAUCAGAGCAAUAAACUCUUUUCUAGAGGAUUUUUUUGUGACUCUUGAAUCAAGUAACUUGAGUUUGUUACUGAAUCUUAAAACAAGAUUCUUUUUGAUGAGAAUAAAACUUAUUUUAACUGUUAUUUUCCUCAUUUGAAAGAAAAAGAAAAGGUUGUGUUUGAUAGAAGAUUAAAGUGUAAAUUUAAACUCCUAAAAUAAGAAAUUCAGUCUUAAAUCAACACGUCUAAAUCUACGUUUUUUCGUCUUGGUAAGAACAAAAUCAUUUUCAGUGUACGGAUCAAUAAUCGGAGACAAACCCGUCGUGUUUCAGAUAUUGAUAAGGUGAUGAUCAAUCUGAAGACAGAGGAGUUCGUUCUGGACGGACCCCCCCUCCAGUCCCUGCAGCAGCUCAUCCAGUGGGUGGGAGACUUUGUCCUGUACCUCCUGGCCAACCUGCCGAACCAGGUGAGCUGAGCGACAGAACCAGAACCAGGAACCAUCUGACACUCUGCAGGAACUGACCUGCUCCUUCCUGAUGUUCAGAUUUAAAUCAGUAAAAGUUCAUCUGCAGUAAAUCCACCACAGCUGAUGAGGUCUGUCCUGCAGGGCUCCAUGGUCCGGCCCGGGUUCGGCUUCAUGAGGGACGGCGCGUCUCUGGGGAUGCUGAGGGAGAUGUUGGUGAUGAUCCGGAUCUGGGGUCUGCUGAAGCCCGGCUGUCUGCCCACCUUCACAGCCACGUCUGAUAACCAGGACAGUAUGCAGCUGCUGUUCAGACUCCUCACCAAACUGUGGCUCUGCUGUAAGACCCAAAGACCUGAUCCUCUACCUGAGUCUGGACCAGGACCGGUCUGACUGGAACUGGUCCAGACCUUCUUCUGUUGACUCAGAUCACUAACAGCUUUUGUCACUUCCUGUCUGUGUCUUCAGCCCGGGACGAUGGACCCCCCCAGGAACCUGAUGAGAGUCUGAUAGACGAGUGCUGCCUGCUGCCCAGUCAGCUGCUGGUUCCCAGUAUGGACUGGCUCCCGGUCAACGACGGCAUCAUCGUGAAGCUGCAGGGGAAACAUCCGCUCAGGCUGCAGUUUGGAAAGGCCUCGUCUCUGCCGGGAGGGAGCGCCGCCCCACUGGAGGUCUUCACCAGGUAACCUCGCCCUCAACUUUCUCUAACCCCCAAACCUCCAGCUUCAUCCUGAUCGUCUCCUAAAAGGUCGUAGCUGAUCGUAGCGGAGCAUGGCGGAUAAAUUCAGCACAGAUUAACCCGUGCUGGAAAGGAAGUCGGGCACAGACACAAAAUAAAACAUCCGGCUUCUUUUCAAAAUAAAACACGAUUGACGAACAAGUGAAAGGUUUUUAGACGUCAUUUCACCCCGAUGACACCAUGGAUGAGGAGAUGCUGAUUCUAGAAGUCUAGAAGUAGAUUUCCUCCUCUGGAAGGACACAAUCUACUGCUUAUAUGUCUAUGUGUCUGUCUGUAAAGAGACGACUCGUUAUCCCGUGAUUGAACGUGACUCUUGUGAGAAAUUCGCCUCACUAACCGAAGGCGAAAAUCACAGCUGUUCUGGAUGUGGUGAAAAUUGGGGGUAAGGCUUCAAGUGGAGUCGCCCCCUGCUGGUCAGUUUGAUAAAUCACAGGUUUAAGACUCAGGUUUUAUUUCCUUCUUCUCACAUCGUCUAAAAGUUUAAAAAUGAAACAGUAAAGUAGGUGAUCUGACGACUGUCCACAUGGUGGCGCUGCAGCUCUGAGACAGACUCAGACUCCCCUUAUUUACCUGUGUGUGUGUGUGUGUGUGUGUGUGUGUGUGUGUGUGUGUGUGUGUGUGUGUGUGUGUAGGAGUCCCGGCUCACAGAAGAUGGAUAACCUGCGCUGUGUUCACAUGGGUGUGUGUCCCACAGAGGAGAGUAAAGCCUGCACCAGGUGAGUCGAACAGCUGAUUCCUGUUGCAGGUGAAACAGACAAAAAAAAAAAAUUCACCUUUUUUUUCCCACUUGUCAGGAAAUAAGAUGUGAAACGUUGGGCAUGAGUCAGAUGUUUUUACCUGUUCACAGGUGUAAUCUGUCAUUUUGUCGUGUUUCAGGUGCGGCUGCGUGACGAUGCUUCGAUCCCCAAACAAAACGAACGCCAUGAAGCAGUGGGAGCAGCGCUGGAUCAAAAACUGUCUGUGUGGAGGACUGUGGAGGAGGAUCCCGUCCACGCUCACCUGAACAGAUCUCACACACCUGAGCUGAUCAGAGUCUGACUGAAGGUGGUCCGGUCUGGUUCUGUUCCUGUAAAUAGUUUUGACUCCUUUUAUAAUAAAACUUUCAAAAUAAAAGCCUGUCUUAUACAUGGAUUUUUGGUUCUUGAAGUUCAGUUUAUCAAACUUCGAUUUUUACAUUCAGUAAAUGUGUCGCCUGAAAACCAGGAAAAGCCUCUGAUUGGUUAGAUCUGGGGGCUCCUCAGGUAUCAGGUGUGGAAGUCUCAGACAUCGGUGUCUCCACAGAAACACUCCUGAAAAGUUCUUAAAGGUUUGAGGACAUUUUACCGCUCACAUUUUUACACUGUGUGCACAAUUAUUAGGCAAGUGAGUAUUUUGAUCAUAUCAUCAUUUUUAUGCAUAUUUUCCAACUCCAAGCUGUAUAAACUUGAGUGUUUAUUGGAUAUAAGCACAUCAGGUAAUGUGUAUUAGUGUAAUGAGGGAAACUGGGGCCUAAGGAGAUCAAAACCCUAAAUCAAGGUGUGCAUAAUUAUUAGGCAGCUUCUUUUCCUCAGGUAAAAUGGGACAAAAAAGAGAUUUAAGUGACUCUGAAAAGUCAAAAAAUGUAAAAAGUCUUUCAGAGGGAUGCAGCACUCUUGAAAUUGCUUCGAUAUUUGGGCGUGAUCACAGAACCAUCAAACAUUUUGAUGCAAAUAGUCAACAGGGUCGCAAGAACAUGUUAAGAAAAAAAGACGCAAAUUAACUGCCAAAGAUUUGAGAAGACUCAAACGUAAAGGUACCAGGAACCCAAUAUCCUCCAGUGCUGUCAUAUUCCAGAACUGCAACCUACCUGGAGUGCCCAGAAGUACAAGAUGAUCAGUGCUCAGAGACAUGGCCAAAGUAAGGAAGGUUGAAAUCUGACCACCACUGAACAAGACACACAAGUCGAAACGUCAAGACUGGGCCAAGAAAUAUCUGAAGAGAGAUUUUUCAAUGGUUUUAUGGACUGAUGGGAUGAGAGUGACUCUUGACGGACCAGAUGGAUGGACCCGUGGCUGGAUCAGUAAUGGGCACAGAGCUCCACUUUGAAUCAGAAACCAGCAAGGUGGAGGCGGGGUACUGAUAUGGGCUGGUAUUAUUAAAGAUGAGCUAGCUGGACCUUUUGGGUUAAAGAUGGACUUAAAAUCAACUCCCAAAUCCACUGCCAGUUUUGAGAAGACACUUUCUUUAAACAGUGGUACAGGCAAAAGUCUGCAUCUUUCAAGAAAACCAUGAUUUUUAUGCAGGACAAAGUACUCCACUAUGUGGCUCGCCAGUAAAGGCCUUAAAAACAAAAGAAUAAUGAC
Molecule: messenger RNA, 10318 nt
Organism: Xyrichtys novacula (pearly razorfish)
Lineage: Eukaryota; Metazoa; Chordata; Actinopteri; Labriformes; Labridae
Source: the annotation of a GenBank genome assembly